AUGCAAGUCCCCCUCUUCCGCCUCCAGUGCGGCGUCAACUCGUACGAAUGGGGCAAAAAGGGCAACCAAUCUGCCGCCGCAAGAUUCGCGGCUGCCACGCCGUCGGACGAGCUGAGCAUCCAGGCCGACAAGCCAUACGCUGAGCUCUGGAUGGGCACCCACCCCUCCAACCCUUCCAAAGAUCUCAAGACCGGCCGAACCCUCCUCGAACUCUGCUCCGAGAACCAGCAACUCCUCUCGUCAUCCGUGUCAGCCAAGUACGGUGCCAAACUGCCCUUUCUCUUCAAAGUCCUGUCCAUCAACAAGGGCCUCUCGAUCCAGGCCCAUCCCAAUAAGAAGCUCGCCGAGCAGCUACACGCGAGGGAUCCAAAAAACUACCCAGAUGAUAAUCACAAGCCGGAAAUGGCUAUUGCCAUUACGCCGUUUGAGGGACUCUGUGGGUUUAGGCCUUUGAGUGAGAUUGCCCACUUUUUGGACACUGUAGGACCGUUGAGGGAGUUGGUUGGCGACGAGGUGAGCGGAGAGUUUGUCAAGACUGUCAAGGGCAAUGACGAGGGCGCUAAGAAGGCGGCGCUGAAGAAGGCGUUUGGGACGCUCAUGGCCUCUUCGGCGGAGGAUGUUGCCAAGGGCAUCGCGAAAUUAGUCGGGCUGGCCAAGUCGCAGGGCGCCGAGUUUGCUUCGGGAGGUGUAGAAUCUACCAGUGGGGAGGUUCUGUCGGAGCUUGUGACGCGUCUACACGGGCAGUUUGGAGAGGACAUUGGCAUAUUCGUCCUCUUCUUCCUCAACUUUGUCAAGCUGCAGGCCGGAGAGGCGCUGUUCCUUGUGGCGGACGACAUCCACGCCUACCUGUCGGGCGACAUCAUGGAGUGCAUGGCGGCAUCAGACAAUGUGGUCCGGGCAGGCCUUACGCCCAAAUUCAAAGACGUCACGACGCUCGUCGACAUGCUGACCUACAACUACGCGCCCAUCGACGAGCAAAAGAUGACGCCUACGGACUAUCCCUACGCGACCAUGAACCGCGCGGCGUACAGCUCCGGCUCGGCAGUAGACCUGUACGACCCGCCGAUUGACGAGUUCGCUGUCGUCAGGGCGGUGCUAAAGGGGCCCGGGGCGAAGGCUACCUUUGAGCCGCUGGAGGGACCUAGCAUUGUGAUUUGCACGAACGGCAAGGGGAGAAUUAGCGUGGGACCGACGGCCCAUGAGAUUAAAGAAGGAUACGUCUUCUUUGUGGGUUCGACGGCGGAGUGUGUGCUCGAGGCGGACGGGGACGAGUUUAUUACAUUCAAGGCGUUUUGUGAGGUGGAGGGGGGCAGGGAGAGGUUGUGA
Molecule: messenger RNA, 1326 nt
Organism: Metarhizium brunneum ARSEF 3297
Lineage: Eukaryota; Fungi; Ascomycota; Sordariomycetes; Hypocreales; Clavicipitaceae
Gene: MPI
Product: Mannose-6-phosphate isomerase
Biological process (GO): GDP-mannose biosynthetic process; carbohydrate metabolic process
Cellular component (GO): cytosol
Molecular function (GO): zinc ion binding; mannose-6-phosphate isomerase activity
Source: RefSeq, a predicted model, not a curated record